This is a messenger RNA of Ascochyta rabiei, 330 nucleotides long. RefSeq lists its product as uncharacterized. NCBI's taxonomy places the organism in Eukaryota, Fungi, Ascomycota, Dothideomycetes, Pleosporales, Didymellaceae. Bases 1 to 330 code for a protein of 109 amino acids. The record is from RefSeq and is a predicted model, not a curated record. The transcript has a single exon.
AUGACACAAGCUGAAAAAUGUCACUCAUCUUUAAUACCGCAACGCAAGGAUGACAAUGUGUCACCAAGGUUGAGAGGAGCUCGGCCAGACUGCAGAAGCAACGGGCGCCGAAAACCUAGUGUGCAUUGUUUGCUUGUGCGUCCAGGAAAUUCAAGUAUUCAACACAUCACACAAAUCCUACCCUUGGAUGCAUUUGCAAUUUUUAUUCUUUCCACUCAGUGGCAGGAGGUCGUUCAUGCCUCGUACACUUUGCGUCGUUGCAACACCGCCUCAUCGCUGUAUAUCUAUACACCACCUUCUGUCGUAACAUCAGAAAGAGCCAGCCCGUGA